AUGCUCAUGAGUCAGGAAGCUUUUCCUAAACACCAGGAAGAGAAAAGCAAAAACCAACUGGUAGGCAGUAAGUUUAAAAUGAACAAAAGGACGUUCUUCUUGACACAGCGUGUCAUUCGUGUGUGGAACUCCUUGCCACCACGUGUCGUGGAAGUUGGCAGCCUGGGCUCCAGCCGCGCGUCUUCGCCGGAGCCCGACGAGCUGUUCGUGCAGGGCCGCGGCAAGGCGGGCUCGGGGGGCGCCGCCGUGUCCAGCUCCACGCCCGGCGAGUCGGCGGCCGAGCUGAGCGCCGAGCUGCGCAGCGCCAUGAGCGCGGCGGGCGUGGUGGUGGUGGCGGCGGCGGACAAGCUGGCCUUCAAGGCGUCCUCGGCCUCGUCCUCGUCGUCCGCCUCGCCGCCGGGCUGCAAGAAGGACAAGAAGCAAAUGACGGAGCCAGAGCUGCAGCAGCUGCGCCUCAAGAUCAACAGCCGCGAGCGCAAGCGGAUGCACGACCUCAACAUCGCCAUGGACGGGCUCCGCGAGGUGAUGCCCUACGCGCACGGGCCGUCGGUGCGCAAGCUGUCCAAGAUCGCCACGCUGCUGCUGGCGCGCAACUACAUCCUCAUGCUCACCAACUCGCUGGAGGAGAUGAAGCGCCUGGUCAGCGAGAUCUACGGCGGGCACCACGCCGGCUUCCCCCCGGCCGCCUGCCCCGCCGGCGUGGCAACAUUUUCUGCUAGGUAG
Messenger RNA from Gavialis gangeticus (Gharial), 723 nucleotides. RefSeq names its product oligodendrocyte transcription factor 2-like. The transcript is spliced from 4 exons. Gene Ontology annotation, biological process: regulation of DNA-templated transcription; oligodendrocyte cell fate specification; myelination. Lineage: Eukaryota; Metazoa; Chordata; Crocodylia; Gavialidae. Gene Ontology annotation, molecular function: DNA-binding transcription factor activity; protein dimerization activity. The record is from RefSeq and is a predicted model, not a curated record. Bases 1 to 723 code for a protein of 240 amino acids.